Centropristis striata (black sea bass) is the source of this 3290-nucleotide messenger RNA. It is a transcript of the gene klhl8, whose product is annotated as kelch-like family member 8. Lineage: Eukaryota; Metazoa; Chordata; Actinopteri; Perciformes; Serranidae. The transcript is spliced from 12 exons. The coding region runs from base 177 to 2021 and encodes 614 amino acids. Gene Ontology annotation, molecular function: protein binding. The record is from RefSeq and is a predicted model, not a curated record.
CUGCUAGUUACUGUUAGCAAACAAGCUAACCGUUGAGGUUAAUCUCAUCCCUGUUAUUAGCUUAAAUAGCUUUAUCGCCCUCUCUAGAGUCGAUAAAUGUUGUCUGGUUUCAGAGAGAAAAAUCAAAAUGUCAUUCAACGUAAAAAAUGCGACGGUGUAGUUACCUGUAGCCAGCUAUGGCACCAGGGGAUGUGGUGCCAGAACAUGCCAAGCAGCUGAAGCCCAAGGAGAAGCGGCCUGGAAACAGAGCACCGAAAGCAGACUGCGAGCCUGAUGGGUCUUUUGUCUUUGAGGCUCAUGAGGCUUGGAAGGACUUCCAUAACUCCCUCAGGCAUUUCUAUGAAGUGGGAGAGCUUUGUGACGUCACACUAAAGGUUGGCAGUAGGUUGAUACCAUGUCACAAGCUAGUGCUGGCCUGUGUGAUCCCUUACUUCAGGGCGAUGUUCCUCUCAGAGAUGUCUGAGGCUAAGCAAGAGCUGAUAGAGAUCAAAGACUUUGACGGUGAUGCCAUUCAGGACCUGGUGCAUUUUGCCUACUCCUCCAAACUCACAUUAACUGUGGACAAUGUCCAGCCACUGCUUUAUGCUGCCUGCAUCCUUCAGGUGGAGUUGGUGGCGAAGGCCUGCUGUGAGUACAUGAAGGCCCACUUUCACCCGACCAACUGCCUGGCGGUUCGCACCUUCGCUGAGAGCCAUAACCGCGUGGACCUGAUGGACAUGGCCGACCGCUACGCCUGCGAACACUUCACAGAGGUAGUGGAGUGUGAGGACUUCACAUGCGUGUCGCCCCAGCACCUGCGCACAUUAUUGUCCUCCAGCGAGCUCAAUAUUCACUCGGAGACGCAGGUGUACAAUGCAGCUGUGAAAUGGCUGAAAGCAAACCCGCAGCACCACGAGGCCUGGCUGGACCAGAUCAUGUCUCAGGUGCGCCUCCCUCUGCUACCUGUAGAGUUCCUGACAGGAACAGUGGCUAAAGACGAGAUGAUUAACGGUAACCUGAGCUGUCGCGACCUGAUGGACGAAGCCAGGAACUACCACCUGCACCUCAGCAACAAGGUGGUACUGGACUUUGAGUAUACAGUCCGUACUAUACCCCGGAAACACACUGCAGGGGUUUUGUUCUGUGUGGGUGGCAGAGGAGGUUCCGGUGACCCAUUUCGCAGCAUCGAGUGCUACUCCAUCACUAAAAACAGCUGGUUCUUUGGUCCUGAAAUGAACAGCAGGAGGCGACACGUGGGUGUAAUAUCUGUGGGAGGUAAGGUUUAUGCUGUUGGGGGCCAUGAUGGUAACGAACACUUAGGGAACAUGGAGAUGUUCGACCCCCUCACCAACAAAUGGAUGAUGAAAGCCUCCAUGAACACAAAGAGGAGGGGAAUAGCCCUGGCAGCUCUUGGAGGUCCUAUCUACGCUAUUGGAGGUUUGGAUGACAACUCGUGCUUCAACGACGUGGAGCGAUACGACAUCGAAAGCGACUGCUGGAGCGCCGUGGCUCCGAUGAACACACCCAGAGGAGGAGUGGGAUCUGUGGCACUGGGGAGUUAUGUGUACGCUGUGGGAGGCAACGAUGGCGUGGCGUCGCUGUCCAGCGUGGAGCGGUUUAACCCACACCUAAACAAGUGGACGGAGGUCAGCGAGAUGGGCCAGAGACGGGCUGGGAAUGGAGUCAGCAAACUCAAUGGCUGCCUCUAUGUAGUGGGUGGAUUUGAUGACAAUUCGCCUCUGAGCUCUGUAGAGCGCUUCGACCCACGGAUGCACCGUUGGGAGUACGUGUCUGAGCUGACCACGCCACGUGGGGGAGUCGGGGUCGCAACUGUAAUGGGAAGAGUGUUUGCAGUCGGGGGUCACAAUGGGAACAUCUACCUGAACACGGUGGAGGCUUUUGAGCCUCGAAUGAACAGAUGGGAGCUGGUGGGUUCGGUGUCUCACUGCCGCGCCGGAGCCGGAGUCGCUGUCUGUUCGUCUCACGUCAGCCAGAUCAGGGACGUGGGCCAGGGCUCCAGCAACGUGGCCAACUGCAUGUGACCGCCGCCCCGCUCCUUACCAGGUGACUGCUGACUGCCAGCUCCCCGUCAGAUCUCAUCACUGCACAGAAGCACGUAACACAAAGCACACAAAACGGUGACGGAGUGAAUCUCGCCCCCCCAGCAGCUUCAUUACCGUCACAACUGUCUGAACAUCAGCCUCAAUCACUUUCAGGCUGGUGCUCAGUUUGCACACAGUGAUCGAGGAAUAUUAGGGACUGACUUGAAGUGCAUGAAACGACACAUUAAAGGCGUUUUUCUUGACUCCUGCUGGUGUUAUUUGCAAUCAGUGAUGUAGUAUUUUGUACUGUAUUUUCUGCUAUUUGACUGCCUUGACAUAGUUUUUUUUAAGGGAACAUAAUAGCUGAGCCUAUUAGAAUUUAAUACUAACAUCGAGAAUGAGACGUGAGUUUGGAUUCAGUACUACUAGGCGAACUGCACAUUAUAAAUGUGGACUGUAUAAUAGGCCAGUAUGAACGCAUUUCAGAUAUUUCUACCUUUGAUUUUGUGAGAGAUUUGAACAAAACACCUUCUUUGCAGUUCAGCGCGUGUGGUUAUUAAUCAUCAGUCAAUCUGAAACGCGGUGUGAAGAUGUCAAAUACAUUUCCAAGACUUGUGCGAUCUUAUGCUGAGUUCAGUAACAGCAUCUGUUCGAGGAGAAGUUGUUAAAGGUGCGUGUGAGAAUUAUUCUAUCUAAGCUGGAUUGUUUCGCAGCAGUUGUAGCUGAGAUUUGCCUGUAAUUGUGUUUGAACAAUCAUUUAAGGCUGAUUGGGAUAAAUCAGUCAGAGCUGACGGGUCGGAGGAAUUUAACUGCUGCAAGUGCCAAACACGAAACGUGUGCGUCAGCUGUUCUCAGAAGCUGCAAAACGCCUGCUGAAUCCCGAUUUACCACCUUUACCUUGACCUCAGAGUAGAGAACGGUUUCCUUCCUGACACUAAACCUGAGAGUCGAGGACCAAUCAGAGCAAUACGGCGCACCUCUCCAGUUCUUUUUCAGUUUUUCAUUAUUGUACAGAGAUGUGUUCGAACUGACAGGGACAGUUAUUCAAAUUCAAGAAUUGUGUUUGACGAUAGCUGGACUGUCAGAAAUCCUUUCAGAUAUGUAUGAGAAGCAGCUGAGGUUUGUCUCUGCAGAUGGUUGCAUUAUAUUUUAAUAUAUGGACAUUUUGUAUAAUAAUAUAGGUGUAUCUUUGGUAUUAUCCUUUACUACACUAUCUAAUCCAUUGCUGUGCACUAUUUUCCUAGAUUAGAUGUGAAGUCUGAGUAUAUU